Messenger RNA from Capsicum annuum, 1268 nucleotides. RefSeq names its product vacuolar protein sorting-associated protein 25. Gene Ontology annotation, biological process: protein transport to vacuole involved in ubiquitin-dependent protein catabolic process via the multivesicular body sorting pathway. Gene Ontology annotation, molecular function: protein homodimerization activity; structural molecule activity. The coding region runs from base 362 to 901 and encodes 179 amino acids. Gene Ontology annotation, cellular component: ESCRT II complex. The record is from RefSeq and is a predicted model, not a curated record. NCBI's taxonomy places the organism in Eukaryota, Viridiplantae, Streptophyta, Magnoliopsida, Solanales, Solanaceae. The transcript has 7 exons.
AGGUUAUUAAUUUCUCUAUGCUUUACAAUGGGUCCUUUUUGUUGUUGUGAAAUAUGAAACUAUAAUUGAUAAUUUGAUUAUUCUUUUGUUAACUUUUUUUGGGACUUUGUGGUUAGUCCAGGAUUUGGGUUUCUGAAGUAUGUUCUCUUUGUUUUCCUUUUCCAUUAUUAAAGACACCCAGAUACAAAUUUUAUAAAAAAAGUUUUUUUUUUUUACUUAAUUUUGUGAAAAAAGUUUUGUUUUUUAUUUUUUCUUGAUGUGUAUUGAGGAAGUUGAAACUGCUUUAUUUUGAGAAAAAAAUUUCUGGAUCAUUUCCCUGUGUUUGUAGGUGUAAGGCAGAGAAGGAAGUAUUUCAUGAGCGAUGCAGAAACUGGGAGAAUUCAAGCUGCCUAACUUCUUUAAUUAUCCACCUUACUUCACUUUGCAGCCUGUGAGGGAAACCAGGGAGAAGCAAAUACAGCUAUGGAAGGAGCUCAUAAUUGAUUUCUGUCGAACCCAAAAGAUCUUUGUAAUUGGGCUGGAGGAAGACUUCCCGUUGUUCAGUAAUCCUGCUAUUGAAAGAUCUCUGAGUUAUGAAGCUAGGGAGGCAUUUCUUUCUGCUUUGGUUUCUGAUGGUCGUGCAGAAUGGAUGGACAAAGGUCACAGAAAAUGUCUAGUCCUAUGGCAUCGUAUCCAAGACUGGGCAGACUUGAUUGUAAAAUUUGUGAAGGAGUAUGGGUUGGAGGACAGUGUUAUGACAGUUGAAGAAAUACGAUCGGGGACCGAGUCCCGUGGAACAGAGCUUCAUGGAAUAGACCGUACAGUCCUUAUGCGAGCUUUAAAGCUGCUCGAACAUAAAGGGAAGCUUGCAAUAUUUAAGGGAACUUCAGCUGAUGAUGAAGGUGUCAAAUUUUCUCUGUAAACCACCUUGUUGGACUAUAUUUAUGUGUACAACGAGCGAGAAAGUUCUUAUCUAUGAGCACUUGUGAAAUGCUUGAUGUCGUCGAACUUGGGGUAAAAUGGUUUCAGUGUUAUGAUACAGAUACAUUUCUGAACCAUUGUGAUUCCAAGUAGAAUGAAUAUUGAAGUACAUUUCUGAACCAUUGUGAUUCCAAGUAGAAUGAAUAUUGAGUUCUUACUUCUUACUUCACUAUUUCACAUGGUGCAGAAUUAUGUGUAAAUUUUGGAAGUAGAAUUUGCACAUUCUCAAGAGUUGUGAUGUCAACUUUUCCAAAUAUUAGUUGUUUGUGACUUUGACUUGCUUUAAAGUAAGUAUUUCUUUUUCUUAA